Auanema sp. JU1783 is the source of this 2124-nucleotide messenger RNA. NCBI's taxonomy places the organism in Eukaryota, Metazoa, Nematoda, Chromadorea, Rhabditida, Rhabditidae. The record is from the annotation of a GenBank genome assembly.
AUGGCUGAUCUUGAAGCAGUAUUAGCUGAUGUCAGCUACCUUAUGGCUAUGGAGAAGAGUCGUAGUCAACCAGCGGCCCGAGCCAGCAAGAGGAUAGUACUACCAGAUCCUAGUGUUCGGAGUAUAAUGCAGAAAUAUCUGGAAAAAACUGGUGAAAUCAAAUUUGAGAAAAUAUUCAAUCAACGUUUGGGUUUCUUAUUACUAAAAGAUUUUGCUGAAAAUGUAACAGAGAAUGCUUGUCCUCAGAUUAAGUUUUAUGAGGCUAUUAAAGAAUAUGAAAAGAUGGAAACGCCAGAAGAGCGAUUGGCUAAAGCUCGCGAGAUCUAUGACCAUCACAUAAUGGUGGAAAUGCUGGCACACGCUCAUAAUUAUUCCAAAGAAUCAUUACAGCAUGUUCAAUAUCAUUUGUUGAAGGGCAGUGUUCCAGCUGAUUUGUUUCAGCGAUAUGUAGUUGAAAUCUGCGACCAAUUGAAAGGCGAUAUCUUCCAGAAAUUUCUUGAGAGUGAAAAGUUCACAAGAUUUUGUCAAUGGAAAAAUCUUGAAUUAAACAUGCAACUAACAAUGAACGACUUCUCUGUACAUAGAAUUAUCGGUCGAGGAGGCUUUGGUGAAGUUUACGGUUGUCGAAAAGCUGACACGGGCAAGAUGUAUGCAAUGAAGUGUUUGGAUAAGAAGCGUAUCAAGUUGAAACAAGGAGAGACAUUAGCAUUGAAUGAAAGAAUUAUGUUAAGUCUGGUCUCGACUGGGCAAGAUUGUCCUUUUAUCGUGUGUAUGACCUAUGCUUUCCAAACUCCUGAUAAGCUGUGCUUCAUCUUGGAUUUGAUGAAUGGAGGAGAUUUGCAUUAUCAUCUUUCCCAACAUGGUGUUUUUUCCGAACAAGAAAUGUUAUUUUAUGCUUCUGAGGUCAUCUUAGGACUUGAGCAUAUGCACAAUCGAUUUGUUGUUUAUCGCGAUCUUAAGCCAGCCAAUAUUCUGUUGGAUGAAAAUGGCCAUGUUCGUGUAUCCGAUCUUGGAUUGGCUUGUGAUUUCUCCAAGAAAAAGCCUCAUGCUAGUGUAGGAACUCAUGGUUAUAUGGCUCCUGAAGUUUUGGCCAAAGGGGUGGCUUAUGAUUCUUCAGCUGAUUGGUUUUCACUCGGCUGUAUGCUUUAUAAAUUGCUCAAAGGUCACUCGCCUUUCCGUCAACAUAAGGGAAAAGACAAAAAUGAAAUUGAUAAGUUGACUUUGACCCAGGAUAUUGAGCUGCCAAACGAAGGAUUAUCUCCGGAAUGUCGAGACUUACUUGAAGGAUUGUUGAAACGAGACGUUCCGGAACGUCUAGGCUGUCGAGGAAGAGGGCCUUCGGAAGUCAAAGAACAUGCCUUUUUCAAAGACGUUGAUUGGCAAACUGUCUAUCUAAGACGUAUGACACCUCCCCUUAUUCCUCCUCGCGGAGAAGUAAAUGCAGCCGAUGCCUUUGAUAUCGGAAACUUCGAUGAUGAUGAAGUCAAAGGAGUGAAGUUAUCGGAGGGAGACUCAGAACUAUAUAAGAACUUCAAUAUCACAAUUUCGGAGCGAUGGCAGAAUGAGAUAGCCGAAACAAUAUUCGAAGUGGUUAAUCAAGACGCUGAUAAGGCGGAAACGAAACGAAGGGCAAAACAGAAAACCAAGAUGUCUAUUGAUGAGAAAGAUUCUGACGUUAUUGUUCAUGGAUAUAUAAAGAAACUUGGAGGACCUUUCACUUCAGCUUGGCAAACAAGAUAUGGAAAAUUGUAUCCUUCACGUUUAGAAUUAUACCCUGAAUCCUUGAGUGGAAAGCCAGAGUUAAUAUUCAUGGAUCAAAUUGAGGAUGUCUGUGUUGAGCUUCAGAGUGUUAAAGACCAGAAUGCUAUUGUAGUGAAAUUACGUGAUGGAUUCAAGGAACCGCGGAUUAGCCUAACAAAUAACGAUGAUAUAUCGUUAAAGGAAUGGCACACGUCUUUAAGAACCGCCCAUCGUGUUAGUUGUGAAUUGCUUCAACGGAUGGGCAGAAAGGCUAUAAAGAUAUACGGUGUAAACCACGAUCCUAUGCAAUAUGAUGCGGAAAGACCAAACUCAGUUACAAGAGCAUACAUGAAUCGGACGUCAAGUGUCGAUUCUGGAGUUUAA